AACAGAUCGACACCGAAAAAUCGAAGCACAAAAGGGAGAAAAAAAAAAGAAGAAAAAAAAGAAAUCGAACCCUAGCCGCGCCGAUCGGACUCAGUGAGACACCGACGAGGAGGGCUAUGCGUGACGCGAUCCUCGGUGAGCCGGAUCGCCGCCACCGCCGCCGCCGCAUCUAGUGACGCGUGCACUGUGGUUUGUGUUUGGUUGUGGAGAGAUGAGGGCGGCGGGGCAGAUCGAUCCGUCCGCUGGGGCGACGGCGAAGUCGCGGCUGAAGAGGCUGUUCGAGAGGCAGCUGCUGCGGGUGUCGCCGGCGGAGAGGCUCCCGUCGGUCGCGGGUGGUGGGGAGAAGGAUGAGACGGAGCCGAGCUCGGUGUGCCUGGACGGCAUGGUGCGGAGCUUCUUGGAGGACGGCGUCGGCGGUGAACGGCCGGCGGCGGCGCGCUGCUGCAACUGCUUCCACGGCGGGGAGGCGUCUGACGACGACGACGACGGCCCCGCCGCUGCCGAGGCGGCGGCAACCUCCGACGCCGCGGAGACCAUCAAGGGCCUCGUCCACUGCGCCAGCCUCCGGGAGCGCAACCUCCUCGCCGACGUCUCCACGCUCGUCGAGCGCCACCGCGCGGCGGGGGCGCGCAAGCGCGACCUCCUCCGCCUCCUCGCCGCCUCCCUCCGCGCGGCGGGGCACGACGCCGCGGUCUGCUUCUCCCGCUGGGACAAGUCCUCCUCCCACCCCAAAGGCGAGCACGCGUACCUCGACGUCCUCCUCCCGCCCGUCUCCGACCGCGCCGAGCGCGACCGCAUCCUCGUCGACGUCGACUUCCGCUCCGAGUUCGAGGUCGCGCGGCCCACCAAGGCCUACCGCGCGGUGCUCCAGCGGCUGCCGCCGGUGUUCGUCGGGAAGGAGGACCGCCUGCGCCUCCUCGUCGCCGCGGCCGCCGACGCCGCGCGCGCCAGCCUCAAGAAGCGCGGCCUCCACCUCCCUCCCUGGCGCAAGCCCGAGUACAUGCGCGCCAAGUGGCUUUCACCCUACGACCGCGACGCUCCCCCUCCCCCACCGCCAGACGCCUCCGCCGGUGAGCUCGCCGUUGACGGCGACGGAGGUGGACCCAAUGAUUGAUCAAGGACUCAUCUUUUGUUCAUUCUCUUUUUUUUCCGGGAAUUUUUAUUUGCAGCCUAGUCCUUCUACUGCAUGCAAAUGUAUUUUUUUUCUUUCUUUCCAUUUUUUUUAUUUUUACCCUUUUAACGGGUUUCAUUUUGGUCGUGGAGUAGUAGUACUAGUAAGCACGGAUAAGAAGAGGCGGAACCCAAAAAAUGUAGUAUUAGUUGAACAGAAGAAAAAAGAGAGAUAAUGCAUUACGACCCAAUUUACUUCUUUCAGUCCA
Molecule: messenger RNA, 1379 nt
Organism: Oryza brachyantha (malo sina)
Lineage: Eukaryota; Viridiplantae; Streptophyta; Magnoliopsida; Poales; Poaceae
Exons: 2
Coding region: 212-1114 (300 amino acids)
Source: RefSeq, a predicted model, not a curated record